AUGCCCAUAUGUAAGCCUUACGAUGAUGUUGCUUGGGCAAUAAGCACCCAGAUCUGGAAGGACUGGCCCAAGCUUCUUGGCACCGAUGCGGACAUCUACAAUGACAUCGGAGUCAUCCUUUCUAAAGAAUUCAGCGAUCUCAAGUGUGCCCUGUUCGACUAUCUCGGCACAGGCUCUUUCAAUACCUGUUUCCAGAUGAUGUUCACCAAUGAUUGUGCCGCUGUUAUACGCUUUCCAGUGCCCGGCGCUGUCAUGACUCAUGUUUCCAGAAGAAAAGAUCCGCAAUGA
Messenger RNA from Penicillium bovifimosum, 288 nucleotides. RefSeq lists its product as uncharacterized. Bases 1 to 288 code for a protein of 95 amino acids. The record is from RefSeq and is a predicted model, not a curated record. The transcript has a single exon. NCBI's taxonomy places the organism in Eukaryota, Fungi, Ascomycota, Eurotiomycetes, Eurotiales, Aspergillaceae.